This is a messenger RNA of Aspergillus versicolor CBS 583.65, 958 nucleotides long. RefSeq lists its product as uncharacterized. The transcript has 3 exons. The record is from RefSeq and is a predicted model, not a curated record. NCBI's taxonomy places the organism in Eukaryota, Fungi, Ascomycota, Eurotiomycetes, Eurotiales, Aspergillaceae. Bases 101 to 724 code for a protein of 207 amino acids.
CAGAAUUAGUCACAGCUUACACCAAAGCCAUCUCUUCCCCUCUCAUUAAGUCGAGGUGGAGAUAUUUAUCUACCUCAAGUCGGUUAUUUCUACCCGCAAAAUGACUCGGCCAGUUGUGACAACCCUUGGGCCUGAGCAUGCAGAGCGCGUCGCUGAAGUAAUCGCCGCGGCCUUCUCGACUUCCUUGUUCACAUCUUAUUUACUACGCACCCCCGAGUCCACAUGGCCGACGGAUAACAUCCCCGCGGGCAUUGUCGGUGCUCAUUUUAAAAAGUCCGUCACCAGCAGAGCAGAGCAAGGGGCAGAGCUGGUGGAGGCUGGGAACUUUGCUGCAGUUGCUGUAUGGUUUCCACCAGGCAAUCCCAUCUCAACUGCAGGAGUCACAGACCCGCGGAUCCUGGAGUAUCGGGAGAAAUUCAGCCAGGUCAAGAAGGAGCAUCUCCAGGAUCGAGACUACUGGUAUCUCAAUCUGAUCGGGAGACACCCCGAGCGUACAGAACCUGGUGUUGUGCGUGCUCUGGUUGAUCCGUAUUUUAAGAAAGCCCGAGAGCAGGGUGUUCCUCUGUACCUUGAAGCAAUCAGUGAACACGCGCGGGAUGUCUACGAGCAUUUGGAAUUUCGCACCAUUGCUGCGGUUCGUUUGGGGGUUGGCAGGACCAACGCCAGGGGAGAACUUGAUGAGAACGGGGAGGGAAUUAUGCUGUAUGGGAUGAUGGCGGAAUAGACUGGGUAUACUAUGAUAAGUGUUGCUAAGUACAGCUACAUCACGCCGGCUUGUGCAGGUCAGACGCCCCGAGAUACUAACUCAUACGAGUGGUGAAGCACAGCAGAAUAAGGCUUACACAAGUUUGGUAUACUUGGGAAGUUAAGGCCCAUAGUUUCCGUGCGAGGUACAAAUAUAUAUAUAGAUUUCAUGGUUGAAUUAAUACCUCAAAAUCACACACUGUGGUAAGAUUCA